This is a messenger RNA of Chelmon rostratus (copperband butterflyfish), 4066 nucleotides long. RefSeq names its product platelet-derived growth factor receptor beta-like. Gene Ontology annotation, cellular component: signaling receptor complex. Gene Ontology annotation, molecular function: platelet-derived growth factor binding; platelet-derived growth factor beta-receptor activity; ATP binding. Bases 330 to 3443 code for a protein of 1037 amino acids. The transcript is spliced from 28 exons. The record is from RefSeq and is a predicted model, not a curated record. Lineage: Eukaryota; Metazoa; Chordata; Actinopteri; Chaetodontiformes; Chaetodontidae. Gene Ontology annotation, biological process: positive regulation of kinase activity; angiogenesis; positive regulation of smooth muscle cell migration.
CGUCUGGAAUGAACUCAGGCUGAAGGAAAGAAGGAUAGGAGUGACGGAAAGAAGAGAUAAAACCCACUGAAGAAGAAGAAGACGAAGAAGAGGAAGAAGAAGAAGAAGAAGAAGAACAAGAAGAAGAGGAAAAGAAGACGAAGAAGAAGAAGAAGACGAAGAAGAAGAAGAAGAAGAAGAAGAAGAAGAAGAAGACGAAGAAGAAGAAGAUCAGCACGAGAAGGUCAGAGGUCACUGACAUCAGACUGUGAUUGACAGCUGUCAAUCUGAUCUGAACCAACCAGAAAACAACUAUCAACAUGCAGGAGUGACAGACAGAUCCUCGGCCAAUGAUCGUGUCCAUCAGAGGACAAACAGGAAGUCUGAGCAUGCUGAACUUCCUGCUGGGUGUGUUCCUGAUUCAUCUGGAAGGAACCACCUGUCUGGAGCUGCUGCCUUCAUCCUCUGAAGUUCUGCUCAAUGCAAACGCCAGCUUCACAGUGGUGUGUUCAGGGUGGAGUCAGGUGAUAUGGCGGUUACCUCAGGACACUUUGGCGGACGGGGUUGUUGUGGAGAAUCAGGGAUCCAGUAGUGUCCUGCAGCUCUCUAACGUCACCUGGAGGAAUUCUGGGAGGUACACCUGUGAGGAAGUAUCAUCCCAUCAGAGCAGAGACAUCAACAUCUUCAUACCUGGUCGAGGUCCAGAGGAGUGGUUUGUCCCACUGGGCCCAGGUGUGGUCAUGAAGGAGGCAGAGGAAGAUACCAUCCCCUGCGUGGUGUCCGACCCGCGGCUCAACGUCUCGCUGUACGAACGUCCCGGCAGGACACGUAUAACCGGGACGACGUACGAGCCGGGCCGUGGCUUCACGGGUCGUCUCAAUGACACGUCAUACGUGUGCUCGGCCGCUCGCGGGGAUGAGGAGAGAGAGUCACAGGUUUACUACGUCUUCAGCAUCAUAGUUCCGAAGGUGAUGGAGGUGGAUCUGACGGUGUCCAGCAGUGUAUUGAAACAGGGAGAGGUUCUGACUGUAAACUGCACCGUCAAAGACACUGAGAUGGUUUUCUUCUCCUGGGACUUCCCCCGCAGACAGGAAAUUGAGCCUCUGACAGACUUUCUGCCCAAUCGGAUCCGCUCCUUUGUUAACAUCUCCACGGCAACGGUGGCAGAUUCUGGUGUAUAUGUGUGUGUGGUGCAGGAGACAAUGCAGGAACGAACUGUGACAAAAAACAUCACCGUGACAGUACUGGAUCGAGGUUAUGUCUACCUGUGGCCUUCAGGUGAGACCAACGUGUCGUCUCUCCUCCAUCAUACGGUAGAGUUUAGCGUGGAGGUCGAUGCCCACCCCCCCCCAACUGUCCACUGGACCAAAGACAACCAGACUGUUGCUACGGAAACCACCUCCAUCACCACCACACACCUGACAGGAAGCAGGUAUGUGAGCAUGCUGACGCUGGUUCGAGUCCAGAUGGAUCAGACAGGAAGUUACACGGUGACGGUUUCCAAUGAUGAUGACGUUGAGGAGGUCGUGUUCACCCUGGAGGUCAAAGCACCCCCCCGGAUAACGUCUCUGUCGGAGGUUGGGAGUAAGACAAUGUUGUGUGUCGGUGAGGGAGCGCCGGCCCCGUCCGUCACCUGGUACACCUGUCACAACUCACACGGGUGCACUAAUUUGACAGGUGGUUGGAGGAGCCUAUCAGCAGCCUCAGAGGGCGGGACUCUGCAAGAGAAUGUCACACAGGUGGAGGAGAGAGGUGUCACCCAGGUACGCAGUGUGUUGACUCUACAGAGUCUCAUCUCUCUGUCAGCUGUUCGCUGUGAAGCCAAAAACUCUGCAGGACGACGAGCCAGAGACCUGCGGAUACUGUCCAACUCUCUCCUGUCUCAGGUCGCGGUGUUGGCAGCAGUUCUGGUUCUGGUCAUCAUAGCCGUCAUCUUUCUCCUGAUCCUCAUCCUUCUCUGGAGAAAAAAACCUCGUUACGAAGUUCGCUGGAAGGUGAUCGAGUCGGUGAGUCCUGAUGGACAGCAGUACACCUACCUGGACCCCGCCCACCUGCCCUACAACUCAUCAUGGGAAGUACCACGAGACAACAUAGUACUCGGUCAGGUGUUGGGUUCAGGUGCGUUUGGUCGUGUGGUUGAGGCCACCGCCUCUGGUUUACUUCACUCUCAGUCUGCAACUAAAGUCGCCAUCAAGAUGGUCAAACCCAGCAGCGGUGCAGUUCAAUGUCUGAUGUCAGAACUGAAGGUUCUGGUCCACCUCGGUCCUCACCUGAAUGUCGUCAACCUGCUGGGAGCGUGCACGAGAGGAGGUCCUGUCUAUCUGAUCACUGAGUUCUGUUGUCAUGGAGACCUGGUGAACUACCUUCAAAGGAAUAAACACACCUUCUUACAAAGUGACACACACGCCAAGAGUGACAGUGAUGGAGGUUACAUGGACAUGAAUAAGGCAGAGAGCGUUCAGUACGUCGCCAUGAAGGAGCUCAGCUACGCUGACAUCGAACCUGCCGUGUACGAGACGGCGUGCACCCCCCCAGGCCAGCAGGAGGCGUCUCUCCUCCUCAGUGACUCCCCUCGCCUGACUCUCACAGACCUCCUCAGCUUUUCCUUCCAGGUCGCUCAGGCCAUGGACUUCCUCUCCACCAGAAACUGUGUGCACAGAGACCUGGCAGCGAGGAACGUCCUGGUCUGUGAGGGGAAGCUGGUGAAGGUCUGUGACUUUGGUUUGGCCAGAGAUCUGACGAAGGAUCAGGACUACAUCCCCAGAGGAAACAGUUUCCUGCCGGUGAAGUGGAUGGCUCCAGAGAGUAUUUUCCAGAACAUUUACAGCUGUCAGAGUGACGUUUGGUCCUAUGGAAUCUUAUUGUGGGAGAUUUUCUCUCUGGGUGGGAGCCCAUACCCCGACCUGCCCAUGACCCAGGAGUUUUACUCUGCUCUGAAGAGAGGCUACAGAAUGAGUCGACCUGACCACGCCCCCCACGACAUCUUUGAUCUGAUGAAAACGUGUUGGGAGGAAAAACCUGAGCGCAGACCUUCUUUCUCUUCAGUGGUCGUCUCGGUGGGCGGCAUGUUGACUGACGACCACAAAGAGUGUUACCUGAAGCUCACCGAGAACUUCCUGAAAGGUGAAAAUCCAGCAGUCGUUCGAUCCAGACUGAGUCCAUCCAGACCUGCUGAGGACCAGACGGAUGGACACGCGGACACAAACGGAAGUCCCGCCCCUCAGGUGAACGUUCACCUGGUGGAGUUGGAGCCAGAGGAGGCAGGCCCUUCCCAUGGCACUUACAUCAUCCCCGUCACUGACAUCACCAUAGAAACCAGCAGCGGUUCUGCGCUGGACGCAGUCAGCCCCAAGAUGUCAGAUUCUCAGGACGCAGCAGGAGGACAGGAAGUGACAUCAUCCGAGGACAGACAAGAAGCUCCUUCAUUCUGCAGACGUGAGGAAGAGGAGGAGAGCUGCAUGUGAAGAGCCCAGCUGCCUUCCAGGCCGGUGAGGCGCUUCUGCCUCGCCUCCACCAGCGGGGCCAUUCGUUGAUGAGCUCAUCAGGCCGCAGCGGGUUAUUUCCCCCACAGUCGGACUGGUAGGCUGCAGAGGAAAUCUAUUUUCUUUCAGAUAUUUGUGAUGUCACGUUUGACUCCUCUAAUGAGAAGAACAGCGUAGAGUUCAUAGAAAACUGUGCAGCAGGUCCUGAAUCAGGUUUACACAUUUAUAUUAUUCAGCUUCAUAUUGUUUAUUAGCUCUGAUCAUUCUGAGGGCAUUAUAUCUGUUUUAUAUCUGUGUUAUAUCUGUGUUAUAUCUGUAUUAUAUCUGUUUUAUUCUGUAUUAUAUCUGUUUUAUUCUGUAUUCUUCUGCUUUAUGUUUUUCAAACUGCUCGGAUUUAUGUCACUUUUCACACACCAGGAAUUUGCCUCGAUGUUGUGGGGCAUAACAAUAAAAAUAUAAAGUCACAAAUGUCAAGAAGCGUAUCAGUAAAACAUGAACACUGCUCUUACUGGACCUUGUUCCUGAGGCUGCCUGCACACAAGGACUUUGCAGCCUCCUGCCAGAGGGGAGUGACUCAGGGGGGUCGACCACAAUGUUUCCUGCUU